UAAUUUAAAAAUAAAAGCCAGCCUGGUUAUUAACUACCUGGAAUGGCUGCUUUCAAGAUGUUCAGUUCUCGACUCGUCUCGCUGCAUUACUCGACGGCCUUCAGCUGUCUUGACUUUGCAGAUCAGCCUCUUCAUCAAAGUUUUCCAGACUAUAUUAUCACAAGUGAUGAAGUGUCUCUUUAGUCAUCUGAAACACUCGGUUCUGUCUGCUGGCAAAACUCGACUUAACUAUAUAUAACUGUUUUUCCAGCAGGUGGCAGCAGUGAUAAAACCAGGUGGUUGUUUUGAUGUAACGCUCCAUUUCCACCACACCGCGGCGCAGUUGAACUAUAUACGACCAACCAGUUGACCUGUGUGCCUAGUUAUGAUGAGGCGUAUUGAGGUAGGGUAACGUUAAUUGUUCAGGACUAACAUCUGAUCUAAUUAAAGUUUUAAAACCUCACAUUUCUGCAUUUCAUCAGCGCUGAAAGUAAAUAAAUACGUUGACAUCUUUUUUUGGACUCAGGAGAAGAAUAUCAAUUAUUUCAUGGCACAAAUAGUCUGAACAUGUACAGCAUAUUUACUACAUGAUCAGUAUAUCAUGAUCAAUGAUAAAUAUUAGAUACAAAAUGUCAAACAUUUAACAGCAUUGAGGAUUAUACAUCCUGAUCAGUUUUCUAUACAGCAGAAGCUUCUUUUAAGUCCGAGAAGAUGUUGGACAUCAAUGACUUCUGAAAACAAUGAUACAAAUCUAAGUUUUGCUUAAUUUUCUAAAUCCACACACGAUUCUCUUUAUUUAAGUUUAUCAUUUAGUACCGCAAUUCAAAGUGUUAAUAUUACUAAUAAAAUCAGGAAUAAUGUUCAACGUAUUCACGCAGGUGGAGGGUUUAACGCGCUCAUUUUGUCUAUUUUCUGUCUCUUCACAUCAGUCAGACAAAUAAAUGUCAUUUUGCUCCUUUGAUCUUUACCAGGAUGUCACUGUUUACUUCACGUUGCUAGAAGUGACAAGCAGAGGCUCGCCUGCAUUGUUACAGUUUUGUAUUAGUUACAUUAUUGACACUUUCGUCUUCACAGCACAAUUGUAAUCUUCUUUUGAUUGUCGUCAGCAGUUCACCUCAGCUAUGCCCCGAUACGUCCUGACACGCCUGAGAGGGCAUGUUCGUCUGGGCCGAGUUCAUCCCCCUUCACCCUCGACUUGAUUACUGUGGCAACGUUUUAUACAGAGAUGACAACAUCAAGUGGGAGAAACACUGCGUUGCAUGUGACUGAGAGAACUGUGAACGUCUCUGGUCGGUGUCAACAUGAGUAAAAAUGAUGGCAACUGGAAAGCAGAAGAUGAAACUGCUGCACCAGACGUACACGAGGACCGGGAACUGUGAUCACAGCGCCGCGCCGCUCCGUGGAGCCUGAACCAACACACUGUCAUCAUUAAUACAUGUUCAGAAUGUGGGUGCACACACCGUCCCAAAUGAACCAAAUGUAUCUCAAAUGCUUCAAAGGAAAUGUCGAUACACUUAUCAACAUUUAUAAUAUUUAUAUUUGAUGCAAAGACACAGCCAUUUUAAACAUGAUUUGACUGAUUGAAUCGUUUGCUUGAGGUAAUGAAAUAUUCAAGAUAUAUGUAGUGAAGUGUAUGUGGGAAAAAUAGUUUUCUUUCCCUUUACAUUUUAAGAUACAACUGAGCAUUUCAGGGGGAAAUUGUGAAUUUGAGAGGGUUAUUUAUUGCUUUUGUCAAUACUUAUUGUUCUUUGAAAGCUGCAAAAGAAUAAACAAGCACAUUUACACCUUUAGUGUGUUGCACUAUAAGCAACACAAAGGAGUGGAAUACACAUUAAGGGUUUACAAACAUGAAUAAUAAAUAUUGAAAUCAUGGAUUGAUAUUUAAAUACAUUUUUAAAUGAAAUCCUUUGCAGGAGUCCAUGACACAUACACAGAUAUAUUUUUUAACUCAGGCUACAGGAUGUGGUUUGUAAUGGGAUGUGGUUUGUAAUGGGCUGUGUGUGUGUGUUUGUGUGCAUGUGUUUGUAUGCGUGUGUGUGUGUGUGAGUGUGUGAGGAUCUAUCAAUGUCCCUGUGUAUCUGUGUUUGCUCUUUGCAGACGUCUUAUAACUAGAUUUGCUCACUCAGGUCACUAUAGGAGAUGCUGUGGGAUCGGUUUCCAUGACAACAGAGUCAGAUGGAAUGCUGGGACAAGGUGGAUUUUCAGAGGAAUGAAAAAGUUCUGUGACACUAAACCUGAACAUGUGCACGUUCCUCUCUCUGUGUUAGUUCCUCUUUUUUUUGUUCUGCGAUGAGUGAAUGACAGAAGUGGGGUUGAACAGAAGAGUAUUAGACAGAAAGGGGAGGAGCCACGCACACAUAACUUAAUAAUAACCUUCCAUUUUAAUAUCUAUAUGUUGUCAGAACUUCAUAUCAAGGCAGUGUGUCUGUCUCCAGGGUCAGUGAUGGGAAGUAGAGUUUUGAGGCCAUCAGUGAGCUGGUAGGCCAACUUAAGACCCCCAACACACUUAAUUACUUCAUAAUUGAUUCCUGCAUAUUUUAGAGGGUUUAUAUAUAUUACCAGUCUGGGCUGAGGACACAGAGGGCAUGUCCUCAAUCUGGGGGCUAAUUCCAGUUGUUAAGGCUAACCCAACAAGUCUUGUAGAAAACAUAUUUUUACAAACUUAAUAUUUACUCAUAUUUAGUUUGAAUUCAACAUACAAUUAUAUUAGCUUGUUUAGAGCUUGGUAACCUGGUUUCCACUGAGCGCAGCAGCUCCAAACGUCGAUGCAUCGAGCAAGAAGGCCGUGAAGUCGGCAACACUGACAGUUCGUCCCUCCAGGCACGCCCCAAAGCCACUCUCCCCAAAUCCUCAUUAUGAACGUAAACAAAUCCUAAUUGACGUAAAGCGAACAUGGCUGUCGUACUCCGGCGACGCGCAAUGAGUGCACGUGCCAGAUGUGCCCAGGUUACAGCCGCCGGAUUUGGUUUAACAAAAUUAUGUUCUAACAGAUAUUUAAAAAAUGUGAUAAAAUAAAUCUUACGAGUUCAGGGUACACCUUAUUAACAUACGUAUAUGUGUUGUCUCUUCAGGUGUGUGGGGGCAGCAAGAAAACACAGACAAAUAUGUUCAUAUUCAACAAUUUGUCAACUCGAACCUCUAAUUAAAAAGUUCAAUGACAUGUAACAAAACAAUAAUACAAUGACAGGAACCCAACCUGCUCACCAAGUGAAGUGAAUUUUAAAAUGGUCCUGCUAGAGAAUUUGUCAAAUUCCAGAUCAGGAUUUAGGUGGGCUGUGGAGAUUAAGCGAAUAGUUGAUGAAGAAUUAUGAGGGCUCCCCAUUUGUUUGCCACCCACUGAGCCGGUCUCAUGAUUUCUGCAUGACAAGGCUUUGUAUCUGAACUCCCUGCACAUUGCCUUUUGUUCUCGCGCCCUGGUGGGCAGCCGGCGGGUCAGCAGCAGCACAGAGACUCCUUUCACCGGCUCCGUUUGUUCUCAGCCUCUGCUGCGUGCUGGAGGCUUACGCUCGCCCGAGCACGUCCCCACGACUUCAGCUCAGUGCCUCCGUGAUGCCACAGCCGUGGCGACGCGAGUAAACGCGAAAUAUGAGGGAGAGCUGAACAUCUGCCUGAGCAUACAACAUCUGGACAGGACUGAUUUACUGGAUACAAAGGCUGUUAUGCCACAUAACGGUUUCUUUAACGACUGUUUGCACAGAGAGAGGUGUGUGUGCACACGAAGAAACUUCCUUCUAGCUGAAGAGUUCCUCUCGUCUUUCUUCUGAAUAUCUUCUAUCAAAGCAGCAAAGAUGGAGCGAAUGGAGGACGACAAGCCGAAGAAGAAGUUGACCUGUUACCUUCUCUACUGCGUUUCAACAGCAGUUAUGAUGGGCAGUAGAGAACCCGUUGUGGAACUAACCACCAUGGUGUGGAGCUUUGCUGUUGCUAUCUUCAGUGUGGGCGGCAUGGUGGGCUCCUUCUCUGUUGGAGUGUUGGUCACCAAGUUUGGCCGCUUGAUCAUGGGUGUUCUGCGGUCUCUGCAACACCCAGAGGCUGACCCCCAUACGUCAGAGAUCUCUCCCACGGCUGUCCGGGGAGCCUUCGGCACGCUGCACCAGCUGGGUGUCGUUAUUGGCAUCUUGGUGUCACAGAUCUUUGGUCUCGAGUUUCUUCUGGGCUCGGACACUCUGUGGCCCCUGCUGCUGGCUCUCACCAUCCUGCCGGCCAUCCUGCAGUGCAUCCUGCUGCCCUUCUGCGCUGAAAGCCCUCGCUACCUGCUCAUCGUCCUCAACAAGGAAGAGGAGGCAAGAAAAGCGCUGGUGCGUCUGCGCGGCUGUGAGGACGUGAGCGAUGAUAUUCAGGAGAUGAAGGAAGAAGGGAUGAAGAUGGCCUCGGAGAAGAAAGUGUCCAUCCUCGAACUCUUCCGCUCCCCAAACUACCGUCAACCGAUCAUCAUCGCUAUAAUCCUCCAGCUCUCUCAGCAGCUGUCUGGCAUCAACGCUGUGUUUUACUACUCUACAGGUAUAUUUGACCAGGCUGGUGUUUCUGAACCCAUCUACGCCACCAUAGGAGCCGGAGUCGUCAACACUGUGUUUACUGUUGUCUCUCUCUUCCUGAUUGAACGGGCGGGCCGGAGGACGUUGCACCUGAUUGGUCUGGGUGGAAUGGCUGUGUUUGCCCUCAUCAUGACGAUCUCCCUGUCUUUGGUGAAGACAAACCAGUCUCUCAGCUACCUGGCCAUUGUGGCCGUGUUUGGCUUUGUCGCCAGUUUUGAGAUGGGUCCGGGUCCGAUCCCCUGGUUCAUCGUGGCUGAGCUCUUCUCCCAGGGGCCCCGACCUGCUGCCAUGGCCAUCUCUGGUUUCUCCAACUGGACCGCCAACUUCCUGGUGGGGCUGACCUUCCCUAAACUCGAGGAACUGUGUGGUCCGUACGUCUUCAUCAUCUUCAUGAUCUUCCUCAUCCUGUUCUUCAUCUUCACCUUCCUGAAAGUGCCCGAGACCAGAGGAAGGACCUUUGACGAUAUUGCUCAGGGAUUCGCUUCCAGUGCAGGGAAAUCCUCCAUGGAGUCUGAGGCGAUGCACGCUGGCCUCACAGAGGGCAAAGACGCGGCCCCCGUGUCUCCCACAGACAAGGUUCCCAUGGUGAAUCUUUCUUAGAGAGGAGAAGGAAGACUCGGGGUACAAUACAGACGCACUGAUAAUGUAAAGAGCUAUAUUUCAUAACACACAACAGGUGUGUUUAUAAAAAGCCAACUAAAUACAGUGUUACAGAUUCCCUGUUUACCAGUGCUUAAUUAAUUCACAGAAUUCCCUCUAAUCCUGCUUUCAACAGGGGGCCAAACUUAACUGAAUUACCAGUACUUAAUAUUUGUUGACAUGCCCGCUGCCAGGUCAAGUCUGCCUGAUAUGCCUUGUUGCCAGGGGGAGGGAGACAAAAUAAAUAUAUAUAUAUAAUAUAUAUAUAUAUAUAAUAUAUAUAAUAUAUGUAUAUAUAUAAUAUAUAUAUAUAUAUAUUUAUAAUAUAUAUAGGUGCUACAGUAAGUCCCUUUCCAUUUCAGGUGCACAACAAAGUGCUGAUUAUAGACUUAGAAUACAUAUAUUUAACCAAGGAGAAGAUAAUAAAUAUUUCUUCUCCUCCUGCAGCAUCCUCUGAGAGUACAGGAUGUGUACGUGUUGUUUGAAGUCAUAAAGAAAUAGGGCAGUUCUGUAAAUAAGUACGGUCUGCUUCAAGUAUUUUGUGUGUAUGAUAACGAGGUGUCGUUUGCACUACCGGGCCCGACAACAGUCUCCUACUUUCUGCUCUAAGGAGCCCAAUGUAGUCGCUUGUGUUCAGUGACUUCAUUGAAGAGUGCAGUCAGGAGGUCGUUGUGCAGUCGUUUAUGUAAUUCAGCAGUUGGGUAUAAAAACUCAGUUGGCUGCUUGUUUUAUAUAUUCGGCUUCUAACUGUGGCAUUGAAAACACAAAACACAAAACACAAAACAUAGAACACAAAACACAGAACACAAAACACAUGCAUUAUCGCUGCUUGAAGCUCUUUUGAUAUCAGCACAAAGCAGAACAUUAGGUCAUCCAAUUAAAUACCGUACAAUCUCUAAAAUAGUGUUCCAUCAAAUCAAAAGUCAGUCAGUGUUUAAGACAUUCAUUGAAACACAUUUAAGUGUUCUGACAAACAACACUCAUGUCAGCCUUAACAAGAUAUUAGCCAUUUGGGAUAGUGAUGUUAAAUAAAAACACUAAAUUAAUUGUAUUUUAAUGCACAAAGAAUGUCUUAUCUUAAGUUCUUGUUUCUAAUUGUCUGAAAUCAUGUGUAUAUAUUGUAGAAUCUCCAGUUACUGCCUAAUCUAUUACAGCACAGUAUACAUGCUUAUAAAUGUCCCGUCAGUUUGUACAGUUGCAUCUUCGUCUCGGCACACACACUCAUAAGGAAGCACUUUUCAACGUUUGAGUUUAGCAGCUUUUAAUUUGCACUUUGGCAGUCAAAAUACUUUCUAAUGUUUAUUUUGUGUGGGGCUCUCUGUAAAUAUACUGUAUGUGUUAGGAUGUGUAUGGUGUCCGGUUGUAUGUGUUAGGAUGUGUAUGGUGUCUGGUUGUAUGUGUUAGGAUGUGUAUGGUGUCCGGUUGUAUGUGUUAGGAUGUGUAUGGUGUCUGGUUGUAUGUGUUAGGAUGUGUAUGGUGUCUGGUUGUAUGUGUUAGGAUGUGUAUGGUGUCCGGUUGUAUGUGUUAGGAUGUGUAUGGUGUCUGGUUGUAUGUGUUAGGAUGUGUAUGGUGUCCGGUUGUAUGUGUUAGGAUGUGUAUGGUGUCUGGUUGUAUGUGUUAGGA
Messenger RNA from Pseudoliparis swirei, 6776 nucleotides. RefSeq names its product solute carrier family 2 member 3b (gene slc2a3b). The record is from RefSeq and is a predicted model, not a curated record. Gene Ontology annotation, cellular component: basolateral plasma membrane; apical plasma membrane. NCBI's taxonomy places the organism in Eukaryota, Metazoa, Chordata, Actinopteri, Perciformes, Liparidae. Gene Ontology annotation, molecular function: hexose transmembrane transporter activity. Gene Ontology annotation, biological process: monosaccharide transmembrane transport; response to insulin.